ACAAGCUUGCAUAAGAUGGUUCCGAAUCUUCAGGGAAAAGUCGUGCGUUCAGGAGUUCAUUGCCGGGUUGACCCCUGGGAUGCUGUACCUGGAGGGCGACUGGGGCAAUGCUGCUUGAGACGAAGUAGUCCGCAAAUCGCAAGAUAAAACACAGGACAUGACGUACUGUCACUACUGUACAGGGUUUGGUUUGCAUCUCAAUCAUCCAUUAACUAUACUUUACAGAGGAAUGUAUUCUUUGUUUGGAGUGCUUGCCAAAUAUUUGUGUUUCGCCCUGUUAGAACACUGGAUGUAUUUCCAGCGCUGCCCUCUGACCCCGCGGGGUGAGCUCGAAAUAUCCAGAAGCCAAUAGCUCCCCUACACACAAAAGCGAAAGACUAAUCUAACAGCUGGCUGGCUCCGUGUCAAGGUCGCAUUGAGAAGCGAUAUUUUGCAUUUCGCAUUUCGCAGCCAGAUUCUAUCCGGCGUCGCCGUUUUCAUCUCGGCGGCAAUUCCUGACAUCACCAUGAUACUUGAGCGCCCCAGGAAACCCCUGAUAUUGGGCUACAGUUGAUCAGGAAUUGCACUUACAACAACUCGACAACCAUCAGAAAUGGCUUCCAACUCAGCUCCCAGUCUUGAGGUUAAACCCGCCUCUGGGGUCCCCUACUUCACCCCUGCUCAGGAACCUCCUGCGGGAACUGCAGCCGAUCCGCAGUCGGACGGAGCGGCCAUUCCUAAGCUCUUCCAGCCUCUUAAAGUGAGGAGCCUCACGUUGCACAACCGCAUCGCACUUUCGCCCCUAUGCCAGUAUUCUGCCGACGAUGGCCACAUGACGGACUGGCACAUGGCCCAUUUGGGAGGAAUUGCUCAGCGAGGCCCUGGAUUUCUCAUGGUAGAGGCUACUGCUGCUGUGCCAGAAGGUCGAAUCACCCCGCAAGAUCUAGGUCUCUGGAAAGACUCCCAAAUCGAGCCGUUGAAGCGUGUGAUUGCGUUUGUUCACAGUCAGAGCCAGAUUAUCGGUGUCCAGAUCGGUCAUGCGGGGCGGAAAGCUAGCACCGUCCCCCCGUGGAUAUCAUUUGGCGAUACUGCUACCGAAGAACAGGGCGGAUGGCCAAAUGGUGUCAAAGGCCCGUCUGAUAUCGCAUUCGCGGAGCGCUAUCCCAAACCCAAGGCAAUGACAAAACAGGAUAUUGAGGAUCUCAAGGUCUCGUGGGUGGCUGCUGUUAAAAGAGCCUUGAGCGCUGGUGCUGACUUUAUCGAAAUUCACAAUGCGCACGGCUAUCUCCUCAUGUCUUUCCUAUCUCCUGCUGUCAAUACCAGGACUGACGAAUACGGCGGUAGCUUUGAGAACCGCAUCCGGCUCACUCUUGAAAUUGCAAGGCUGACAAGAGAGGCUGUGCCAGACCACCUUCCGGUCUUUAUGCGCGUGUCUGGCACUGACUGGCUGGAGGAAUCCCAGCCUGAUCAGCCAAGCUGGAGGCUAGAGGACACGGUCAAAUUGGCACAAAUCCUUGCGGACAGUGGUACAAUUGACCUGCUUGAUAUAAGCUCCGGUGGCACCCAUUCCGCUCAGAAGAUCCACGCCAAACCGGCGUUCCAAGCUCCAUUUGCUGUCGCAGUGAAGAAAGCAGUUGGGGACAAGCUACUUGUUGGCACUGUGGGAAUGAUCGAAAAUGCAAAGUUGGCAAAUUCGUUGCUUGAGUCAGAGGGCCUAGACAUUGUCCUGAUAGGUCGUGGUUUCCAGAAGAAUCCGGGUCUGGUGUGGGCAUGGGCUGACGAGUUGGGCGUGGAAAUCUCCAUGGCGAACCAGAUUCGAUGGGGAUUCUCGCAUCGUGGUGGGGGCCCAUACUUGAGGAAGAAGUCGGCCCACGGCGCCGGCAAGUAAGUAUUAACUACAAAUGUCUGGAUCAAGA
This is a messenger RNA of Aspergillus calidoustus, 1895 nucleotides long. Lineage: Eukaryota; Fungi; Ascomycota; Eurotiomycetes; Eurotiales; Aspergillaceae. The record is from the annotation of a GenBank genome assembly.